Messenger RNA from Purpureocillium lilacinum, 315 nucleotides. Lineage: Eukaryota; Fungi; Ascomycota; Sordariomycetes; Hypocreales; Ophiocordycipitaceae. The record is from RefSeq and is a predicted model, not a curated record.
AUGGCGUUUCCGCUGAGGUGGGUGGUCGCGGAGCCGCCGAUGAAGCGGAGGAUGCCCUCGAGGCGGCUUCCCCUGAUGUUCGUCUCAGGUCGGCGCGGCGUCUCAGUCGCCCUUCAGACAUCGGAGCCGACUAACCGCAUCGCGGCAUCCAGGCUUGCGCUGCCGUGUGCAUCGUGGUCCCUGACCCCGCGAAACGCUCAGUGGCGCACGGCCACAAGACGCGAGAGUUCAUUCGAUGUGCUGUCCCUGCGUGGAGGCGCCCCCACGACUGGCAUCGUUCGUCGAGGGAGAGCAGAGCCGACACCAAGCCCCUAG